AUCGAGACUUGUCCAUUAUAAGGUCAAAAAGCAGAAACCCACCACAGUAUACACACUCAUAAUUCCACCCAUUAUCAAUAAACUAAUGUUUUUAUACAAAUUGCACUGAGGAAUAAAAUUCAGACAAAAGUUCUAACAUUAAAUGUUCCAAUUUAAAUGAAAUUUGCUUAGUGCUACUAUAGUCAAAGCAGACUCCUAUUUUUUAUUUUAUUUUCUUCUUCUUCUAUCUUCUGAAAGUGUGCCCGCACAAAAAUCCAGCGCACAAACAAUCUCAAAACAUUCUUUCUUGCGCUAGCUAAGAGCAGCUGCAGACAAAGGAGGUGAAUUCUCCCACAUCUCUCUCUCUCUCUCUGUCUAUCUCUUUCUCUUUCUGAAGUUAUCACUUGCUUUUCUUUCCUUUUCUUCUCAAUUUAUGGAUGCUGCUCCAUGGCCACAGGAUAUUAAAUUGAUAAAGCCCAUGGAAGAAAUAUCAUCUAACGCGUGCACGAGACCUGUGUUAGAGAAAAAAGUAAGACCUCAAGAGCAAUUGAAUUGUCCAAGAUGUAAUUCCACCAACACCAAGUUUUGUUACUACAACAAUUAUAGUCUCACUCAACCAAGAUACUUCUGCAAGACUUGUAGAAGGUACUGGACGGAGGGAGGAUCUCUUAGAACUGUUCCUGUUGGUGGAGGUUCUAGGAAGAACAAGAGAUCUACAUCAUCAACAGCAGCAGCAGCGGCAUCAUCAUCAUCAUCAUCAUCUGCUUCAUCUAAGCUCCCUGAUCUAAAUCCACCUAGCCUCUCACAGUUUCAUUCUCGAAACCCUAAGACCCACGAAGGCCAAGAUCUUAAUCUAGCGUUCCCAGCUAUUCGGGAAAGUCAAGGUAUAUCUCAUUUUGUCGAAGUACCCAAAACUGAAAACAACAACAAUCAACAUAACUCUUGUUCCUCUUCUUCUUCUUUCUAUGCUCCAUCUUCUCUUUCAGCUCUGGAGCUGCUAAGAACUGGAAUUGCUUCUAGGGGAUUGAAUUCUUUCAUUCCGACACCGAUGCCAGAUUCAAACACACUGUAUUCUUCUGGGUUUCCCAUGCAAGAAUUCAAGCCAACUAUUAGUUUUUCUGUUGAGGGGCUUGGUAGUAGAUAUGGGGUUCAAGAAAAUGGAGGAAGGAUUUUGUUCCCUUUUGGAGAGAUGAAACAGAUAUCAAGCGGAACCGAAGUCGAUCAAAAUAAGGGACAAGGGACUUCUUCCAGUGGAUAUUGGAAUGGAAUGUUUGGUGGAGGUGGAGGAUCAUGGUAAAGAAAGAAAGAAAGAUGAAAGACAAGGAGGCCAAGAAACUAUUUUAUCUCUUUUCUUUUCUUUUUUUUUUUUCACUUUUCCUUCACAUGGUCGGUCACUUGUUGAAAGUUGUUCAGGACUAACAGAUAGCAUUCUUCUCUUUACUGUUUUGAGCAGUGUAAAAAUUAUUGAAGCUCAUUUGGUUUGGCUUCAGAAGGGUUUCCUUUACACAUUAAAAAUGGUCUGAAGGAUGGAAGAAGAUGUUAAUAUAAGUCUGCGUUUUCCCAUGGCGGGAUGCACUGUAUUCAUAAAUUCUUCUAUCAGGACAGUGUUUGUAUUAGUUUCCAGAGUUGGCUCUCUGUUUUAUUUUGUGUGUGCAUUGCGAGACUGAGAUUUCGAGAUUAUUAAUGUCAAAGUUCGAUCAACAUUAUUAAUCUA
Messenger RNA from Hevea brasiliensis (rubber tree), 1693 nucleotides. RefSeq names its product dof zinc finger protein DOF2.5. The transcript has 2 exons. Bases 413 to 1276 code for a protein of 287 amino acids. NCBI's taxonomy places the organism in Eukaryota, Viridiplantae, Streptophyta, Magnoliopsida, Malpighiales, Euphorbiaceae. Gene Ontology annotation, biological process: regulation of DNA-templated transcription. Gene Ontology annotation, molecular function: DNA binding; DNA-binding transcription factor activity. The record is from RefSeq and is a predicted model, not a curated record.